CGCCAACCCACCGCCACUAUGGCUUCCCCUUUGCCAUCGCCCAUCUCAUCAUCGUCUCGGCGACCAUCCGGGAGGCAUUCCAUGGAUUCCCCCAUUGGACCGAUGAACAUGAAUCUCUUUCUUGAUGAACCUCGCUCCCCAGCAUGGCAAUCCAAUAUUCCCUUGGGCCAGAACCCUGGUCUUCGUGGUGGCCCCUACGUUGCUGCUUUCAUUGAUAACCCCCCUUGCGAGAUCCCAAUGCGCGAUAGAUCACCAGCUAAAAGCCUUCCACCUCAGCCUGAUUCAACAUGGCAACUUUGCAAGUUUUUGGCGGCGGACCUGCGCCAACGCGCCAAAAAGCUGUCGAAGACGCGCGGAAAAUGGAAGAAGCUGUUCAAGAAGAAUGUGCCAAGUCAGGAAAACCUGCCCCCCAGUACCGCCUCACCGAACUCAUCGGCAAAGGAAGCUUUGGUCGCGUCUACAAAGCCAACGAUUUAAGGACCGCCAACGUGGUAGCCGUCAAGAUCAUAGAUGUCGACGAGAGUGAUACCCUCAACCCGAAACUCGCGGAUACUUAUAGCGAGAUUCUCAAGGAAAUCAACGCAUUACAUCGAUUGAGUCAGUCUGGCGCCAAAAAUAUUAAUCACGUUAUCGAGGCCCUACCGGUGGGCAAGGCGAUGUGGAUGGUUACAGAAUAUUGUGCUGGAGGAAGUGUUGCUACGUUAAUGAAACCCACUGCACCUGGUGGACUACAGGAGAAAUGGAUAAUCCCGAUAUUGCGAGAAGUCGCCGUAGCAAUUUACUGGGUUCAUAAGGAGGGAAUUAUACAUCGCGAUAUUAAAUGUGCUAAUGUGCUAGUUACCGAGACCGGUGCGGUGCAACUUUGCGAUUUUGGUGUGGCUGGUAUGAUGGAAACCAAGUUGGACAAGCGAUCAACGUUCAUCGGAACACCACAUUGGAUGGCUCCGGAACUCUUUGACCAGAACGCCCAUUAUGGAACGGAAGUUGAUAUAUGGGCUUUUGGAUCCAUGGUAUAUGAGAUUGCAUCCGGGUUACCGCCAAAUGUUAGGGCAAACGUAGGCCUCCCCCAGCUGGGAGAUUAUCUUCGGGAACAUCUACCGCGUCUUGAUGGUGAUCAAUAUUCCGAUGAAUUAAAAAGCCUCGUCGCCUUCUGCCUGGAAGAAAACCCGGCGAGACGUCCCUCCAUUGAAUUGGUCCAGCAACAUCCCUACAUUUCUAAUACUAGCUCUAGAUACCCUACUUCGUCUCUCGCAAAUCUUGUUAAGGCAUUCAAGCUCUGGGAAGAGCGAGGUGGAAGCAGAAAAUCUCUUUUCGCAGCUGGAGGGGCUCAGGCACCUACCGAUUUGGGAUCAACAUCGCUAGCAACGGAUGAAUGGAAUUUCUCUACGACUCUCGCCUUUGAUGAACAGCUCCACGAUGCUUCAGACGGUAGAUCCGAUGCUGAGGCAGUUCGAGAUGUUUAUGGCUCUGCUGUUGAUUUCCCUAGCACAUUCGGUGAAGAUACUGCACGACCAAAGGCGUUAGGAAAAGGUCGACGACGACCCCCACCACAAGCCUUAGCCGCGACCAAGGUCAAAGCACCUCUUGAAAAGGUCUUUGAUCCUAACACAAUAUCAAAUUACGAUGAGAAUUCUCGCAUGUACUAUGGACGCCCACCACCACCUACAGUGUCAGAUCCACCUAUGACCAACGAACAUACGGCAUCCGAUCUUCCGCUCCGUAACGAUUCACUCCAUGCGACGCUCCGCGAAUCUUUAAUUGACCUUGAUGCUUCACUUGGUGGUGCUGAUAUCUCGAAUUUCGUCGACAUGGGUACCAUUAAGCCCGGCCCAGGUCCCCGAGCCUCGAUGGAUAACAAUUGGUCUUUCUCAUCGGCCACUGAGGCAUCAUCACACGAUAGAGCACCUUUAAGCGAUCCUGCAGAUGUAGGGACUGGUCGCCAUCCAGCGCCUGAUUGGUCUUGGCCUACUAGUAUCCCUCCCGCCUCGGCAAAUCCCGAGGUAUCACACUUUACAUUUAACGAGGACCGUCCACUAAAUAGCGGCGGCCUUGAAGGACGUCCCCGUCUCCAGCAUCAUCCCACCGAACCUAUUGGAUUACCUUCACAAGGUUAUGACAUGCAAGAUACGCAGACAUCGGCAGCCAACGACCGCAUGUCCAUGACUAGUCUAAUCGAUCUAGACAUGAGUAUGAUGCCAGAAACCAUCCAACCCCUCCCAGAACUCACACGCCCCUCAACCGCCAACUCGGACAUCGCAUCGGUAACCGGUUCAGAUAUCGGCACCCGCGAACCCUUCGAGCUCGAGCGCCAUGCCUCCGUAUACGCACCCCCGCACCUCUCCAGCCGCGAACCCUCAAUAUACGUCUCCGACGGAUCUGAGUUCUCCGCACAUGUCGCCCAAAAAAUCGCCGAAGUAGAAGAACACGACGAAAACGGACACGUGGAUCACGAUAUGAACACAGCGAUCCCGCAUAACACAUACCAACAACAAUAUACCCAACAAUACAAUCUACAACAACAGCAACAAUACCAACACCAGCACCAAGACAGCGAGUUCACCGUCGCUUCGUCCGAAACUUAUGUAGAUCGUGAUGACGGCGCGUCGUACCGAGCUGGUGUUGGCGGAGGUGGAAGCUUCAGUAUAAGGACUAGUUCCCUACCGCAUAUUCCACCUGUACCGUUUCCGGCGAAUAAUGUGGUUGAGGCCCGCGCUACGGCUGGCGAUGUAGCUAAUGAAAUGCGUCGCUUGAUUGGUAGUCUUGGGGAUCAUCUUGCGAUUAUUGGGGAGCAGGUUGCGGGUAUGGAACCCCGGCGUGCGGCUGCGGGACGGAAUAAUUACGAUGGUGCGGAGUAGACUGUGCGUUACUUACGUCGUCCUGGGAUGGAAGGAUGAGGGGAGGGAGGAGGGAGGAGGAAAAGUAUACAUGAGACCUGAUUCGCGCUGGAGUAUAUCGCAUGCAUUGCGCUGCUAUUGAUUUGGUUGAGUGAGAUACCACUACUUUCGUCACGAG
Messenger RNA from Hypoxylon trugodes, 3012 nucleotides. Its product is annotated as kinase-like protein. Gene Ontology annotation, biological process: protein phosphorylation. Bases 288 to 2855 code for a protein of 855 amino acids. NCBI's taxonomy places the organism in Eukaryota, Fungi, Ascomycota, Sordariomycetes, Xylariales, Hypoxylaceae. The transcript has 2 exons. The record is from RefSeq and is a predicted model, not a curated record. Gene Ontology annotation, molecular function: protein kinase activity; ATP binding.